AUGCCCGCGCACUUUGAGAGCUUGGUGAACUUUGUGGCCUUCAACCACCGGAAGCAGCGCAUCUUCCUGCCCGAAGGCGACCCUCCGCCGCCGAGAACAGUCCGGAAGGGCCCGGAGAUCAGAGGCAAGGACGCCCAGCAGGCGAACCUGGAGGCGCAGAUGGUGCUACGGGGCGCCCUGGAAAUGGACGUGGACAGGUCCAACCAGUUCUUGUCCAGUGUCGCCAGCAGCCUCUACGACCAGCUCUCCGCUGCUUCGGUGGAGAUUCAGGCAGAGACCUUCUCCAUGAUGGUGCGGGCCUGCAUGAAGGUGCUGGAUCUGUCUGCUUGCAGAGACUUCCUGCUCCGAAUAGAGGCGGCGGGCCAUGUGGACGCCGCUUUGCUGGACCAGGUCAUGGAGCUGCAUUGGGAGCAGAAGCGGCAAACGGAGGCCCUGGAGGUGUGGAUCAUGGGCGUCUAG
Molecule: messenger RNA, 459 nt
Organism: Effrenium voratum
Lineage: Eukaryota; Dinophyceae; Suessiales; Symbiodiniaceae
Source: the annotation of a GenBank genome assembly